Messenger RNA from Brassicogethes aeneus, 1416 nucleotides. The record is from the annotation of a GenBank genome assembly. Lineage: Eukaryota; Metazoa; Arthropoda; Insecta; Coleoptera; Nitidulidae.
UGUCGGUUGUAAAUGUUUUUCAACGUUAACGCCCGGGAUCUAUUUUUGUAAUAAAGCAACAAGUGUCAACAUUAGAGCGAUUCAAAUUUAAUAUGGGUUGUGCUGUGAGUACAACGGGCGAUAAACAAGCACAAGCCAAGUCCAAAUUAAUCGACAAAGGGCUCAGGGAAGAUGGAGAAAGGGCAGCAAGCGAAAUCAAACUGUUACUUUUGGGUGCUGGAGAGUCAGGAAAAAGCACCAUUGUCAAACAGAUGAAAAUAAUACAUGAACAGGGCUACUCUCAUGAAGAACGGGAACAAUACAGGCCAGUUGUUUACAGCAAUACAAUACAAAGUCUUAUGGCUAUUAUUAGGGCCAUGGGACAGUUAAGGAUCGAUUUUGCUGACCCCAGCAAAACUGACAUAGCACGACAAUUCUUCACGUAUGCCAGUGCAGCAGAAGAAGGCGAACUAACUCCUGAACUUGUUAUUCUAAUGAAAAAACUAUGGCAAGACAUGGGAGUGCAAUUGUGUUUUGCCAGGUCCAGGGAAUAUCAACUAAACGAUUCGGCAGCGUAUUAUUUAAACGCUUUGGAUCGAAUUUCGCAACAUGGUUAUGUUCCCAGUCAACAGGAUGUCUUGAGGACAAGGGUCAAGACUACAGGAAUUGUGGAAACGAACUUUUCCUUCAAAAAUUUGCGUUUCAAGAUGUUUGACGUUGGUGGUCAACGCUCGGAGAGAAAAAAAUGGAUUCAUUGCUUCGAGGGGGUCACCGCUAUAAUAUUCUGCGUAGCUCUUUCAGGAUACGACCUGGUAUUGGCUGAAGAUGAGGAAAUGAACAGGAUGGUCGAAUCGAUGAAGCUGUUCGACUCGAUUUGCAACAGCAAGUGGUUCGUUUCCACCUCGAUCAUUUUAUUCUUGAACAAGAAGGAUUUGUUCGAGGAGAAGAUCCUGCGCAGCCCUUUGACGAUCUGUUUCCCCGAAUACAGCGGCCUGAAUACUUACGAGGAUGCCUCGAAUUACAUACGCAAGAAAUUCGAGAAUUUGAACAUGCGCAAAGAUCAGAAGGAAAUCUACACGCACUUUACUUGCGCCACCGAUACAAACAACAUUCAGUUUGUCUUCGAUGCUGUCACUGAUGUUAUUAUUAAAAAUAACCUCAAGGAUUGCGGUCUCUUGAUGUAAUGUGCCAAUUGUUACAUUUUAGAUAAUUUACUGUUACUGCUAAUAAUGAUGACAAUAAUUGAAAACAACUGCCAAUUUUUGUAUAUAUAUACUAAAUCUCUGUCAGGUAAAUUUUGAUCUCUAAAUUUAUUCCAAUGUUUGCAGUAUUUAAUUUUUUGUGCCUUAGUAUUUUAACCAACUUAAUUAAUUUUGGUUAAUAAUAAUUAUUUGUGUACUCAUUUUUUCGAACAUAAUUAAAUUAAAAAAGUAUUAA